Salvelinus namaycush (lake trout) is the source of this 2282-nucleotide messenger RNA. RefSeq names its product ras-related protein Rab-35-like. Gene Ontology annotation, molecular function: GTP binding; GTPase activity. Lineage: Eukaryota; Metazoa; Chordata; Actinopteri; Salmoniformes; Salmonidae. The record is from RefSeq and is a predicted model, not a curated record. The coding region runs from base 1381 to 1953 and encodes 190 amino acids. Gene Ontology annotation, cellular component: endosome membrane; plasma membrane. The transcript has 7 exons. Gene Ontology annotation, biological process: endocytic recycling.
GGAGAUGGGAUGAACAGAGAGGAGGGAGAAGCACAUGAUUUGGAUGAAAGUGACUCAACAACACUCAGGUGUGGCCUGAAGACGUCGGGCCGUGGACCAGUCUAAGGCUCCGAACUUUCCUGAGUCAACCCCCCGGAACCAAGACGUCUGGAACGGUCAACAGAUCCUCGUAUUUCUUCUUCGGACUGACCAAUUGCACAAGUCAUCGUUUUGGUGAUCGCAUUUGAUCAUUUUGUAGCACGACGCGUUUGAAAUACGCAUAGAAACUUAGCUACUCUAGAGGAAUUAUUCCUAUACCGUUAUCUAGCCGAGUUGUGUUUUGCGUUUAUCAAAUUUCCAUGAGAAAGUAACUUUUAACUUCGUCUGUGGGCGAGCGGCUUACUAAUGGCAAUCCCCAAAGAUCCCGGAUACAAACGAAUCUAGCCUCAGCUCAGACAGUCCCUGCUGAUCCUAGCUGCUGAUAAUGUCCUCUGGUUACAUGAUGUUCUUUUUCAGGGUAUGGUCCAAAGAAGGGAGCUGAGGAAAGCCUGAAACAAACCAAAUACUGUGAAGUACUGUGCGCCCACCAUUUCUCCGCCCAUAGCUCAGAGAGGAAGUGAAACCAAGAGAUUGAGACCGAAGCAGUUCAAUGGAUGAAAACGUUGCGUGGACUGUAGAUUGAAAGAGGAAGAACUUCAUCCUCUCAGAUUUUUGCUUUUGAUCUCUGCUUGUACAACCUUUCAGGCCCCUCUGCCUGUUCUUUUGUUUCUACUAAGAGGUGCGUGUUAACUUGACGCAGAGAUGACAGUGAGACUGUGGGAUAAGCAAAAGUGCUAACUGAGAAGAGCAGUGACGUGAAUCCUUACAUCCAUAUGCCACCCACUGGAAUAUCUAAGUAUUAGCUAAUCAAGCAACAACAAUACGUCUACCUUGGACACAGACCAACAACUGAGCACUUUCAGACGCUCAUGGAUGUAGUGACUGACUGCCAGAACGCAAUUUGAUGAGGAUAGUCUCUUUGCUCUUGUGUAGAGUUUAACGUGACAGAAGUCCUUCACCGUCUGUCACUGCAGCCCAACUUUAAGGGGGAAAAACACUUUACUGGACUGAUGGAAAGAGAACUUAGGUAAACCUGUGAUGAGUCGGAAUGUGGUGCUGCAAAUAACUGGGAAUCCCCUACUGGAGUUAGUGGGAGGAACUGGAACUGAGGUGGAACCAGAACCAACCGAGGCCUAAGCACGACAACGGAAUGCCAUCUACUAAACUGGAAAUACACUUGAUUUAACUGCGUUGGGGGAGAGACUGUUUCAUCCUGGGAUUUGGGAAGACUGGAAUCUGUUCCUGUGGAACUGCAUUUAUUGGGAGAGGAUUACUGAAACCAACAGAGCACUGUCUGCAGAAAUGGCGGGGCCGGGAAAGGACUACAACCAUCUCUUCAAACUGCUCAUCAUUGGAGACUCCAAUGUAGGGAAAAGCAGUCUACUACUACGAUUUGCAGAUAACUCCUUCUCUGGUAGCUACAUCACUACGAUCGGCGUGGAUUUUAAGAUCCGUACGGUGGACAUCGACGGGGAGCGAGUCAAACUGCAGAUCUGGGACACGGCGGGCCAGGAGCGCUUUAGGACCAUCACCUCGACGUAUUACAGAAAUACCCACGGCGUGAUUAUUGUUUACGACGUCACCAACCCAGAGUCGUUUGUGAACGUGAAGAGGUGGCUUAAUGAGAUCACUCAGAACUGUGACAACGUCUGUAAGAUCCUAGAUGUUUAUGGCUUUCACUCACAUGGUCCUUCGGACAAAGAAGCAGAGUCAGAGUCGUGCAGAGAGAGAGCGGGAACGAGAGAAGGAAACGGUCGACAUCAACUCUCACAGACACAGAGAGAGGAGGAAGAGGGGGAAGAAGUGUUGCUGAGGGAGAGAAAGGAAGGAGAUUUUCUAAGAACAGGACAGACCAAUGGAGAGUCGAGCAUCUAAAGUAUGUCUGCACUCAUGGGGAAAGAGCCAGGACAUUACAUGUUGACAUUGCACUGAGACAAGAUUACAAGAGGGUAAGGACAGAGAACCACUGUUACGUGCCGAAUUUUUACCUUAGCAGUUAUUUUUUAUGAAUGCAUAUUAAUGUCAUUUUAUCAUUAAAAGGGAAACUGGAUCCCCACUGUGUCAAACUGUCAUUAAAAUCCCUAAUUUAGGAAAUACACUAAUGACUUCAAAAGUGACUAGAGUGAUGUAUCUGUCUUAUUUGUAAUGAAAAAGACUGUUGUGAAAAAUGUAACGUCUAAAUAAACAGUGAGCAAUAAAGUCGA